AUGGAGAAGGUGAAAUAUCAGCCCCUCGAUCAGCUCCGUUAUAUUGUUGCAAAAGAUCCGGAAUAUGAACGGCUCACUAGCGAUGACAAACUUGAGUUGGAUGAGGCGUACCGCGCUUAUCAGACUGCAGUCCAUAUCAUUGCUAUCAAGAACAAGCUUCAAAUCAAGCCUGUGUUGGAGUACCUUGGUAAUGACACCCGACCAAGACAGUAA
This is a messenger RNA of Puccinia triticina, 213 nucleotides long. RefSeq lists its product as uncharacterized. Lineage: Eukaryota; Fungi; Basidiomycota; Pucciniomycetes; Pucciniales; Pucciniaceae. The transcript is spliced from 2 exons. The record is from RefSeq and is a predicted model, not a curated record. The coding region runs from base 1 to 213 and encodes 70 amino acids.